Molecule: messenger RNA, 2282 nt
Organism: Austrofundulus limnaeus
Lineage: Eukaryota; Metazoa; Chordata; Actinopteri; Cyprinodontiformes; Rivulidae
Exons: 2
Coding region: 881-1561 (226 amino acids)
Biological process (GO): regulation of transcription by RNA polymerase II
Cellular component (GO): nucleus
Source: RefSeq, a predicted model, not a curated record
GACACCUUUAGCUUUAAAAAAACGUUCUGAUGGGACUUUCGAAAAGACUACUGUUUUAUGCAAGUUGUGCAAGAAGGAGUUCGCUUAUCACCAAAGCUACUCAAGCCUAAAACACCAUCUGAAUGCAAAACAUGUCGCGGCUAGCACAGCUAAUGUCUCCACUGCUAAUGUCAGCACCCCUGGCAGCGGUACAAAUAAAUGCUCCAGCCAGCCCACACUGGACCAGAUGACAGGUUUCAGAGCCAAAAUAAGUAAGUCUACUUCAGAGAAAUUAAGCAACUCCUUGGCAAAAUGGAUCGCAACAGACUGCAGACCACUUUCAGUGGUAGAGGAUAGCGGGCUACAGUCCGUGUUACAGAUAGCGACAUCUGACCCUGCUCACAAACUCCUGUGUAGAAAAACCAUGGCAAGUAAGAUUGAGCAGCUUUAUGAUGACGAAAAGCAGUCAAAACAAGACAUAUUGAAUGCAGUUGAGUGUGUUGCAUUGACAGGGGACAAUUGGACUUCCAUCAGCAAUUCUAGCUACCUUGGCGUGACUGCACACACAACAUGCGUUGUCAACAAAGAAUGGCAAUUAGCGUCUUUUGUCCUUACUGUUGAAAAAGUCAACACCAGACAUUAUGCAGUAAACUGCGCAGUCCAGUUUUUUUUUCUGUGGCUGAGUCCUGGGAAACUGAGAAAAAGGUUACAACAAUUGGCACCGACUGACAUGAUGGCAUGAUGGCAGCAGCAAAACGGCUCCCAUUUCAGCACAUGCCAUGUGUUGCACAUAUUUUGCAGAGAUCCAUCACUGUGUGCCUGGACAGUUGUGGAUUUAACGAUGUACUGAUUAAAGUGCCGUAAGAUUGUGGGUCAUUUCAGACACAGCCCAGCCAACACAAUGGAACUGUAUCAAGAGCAAAGGGCACUUGACCAGGAAAAUGAACCCCUAAUCCUGGAUGUUUCCACAAGGUGGAACUCCACACUGUUUAUGAUCCGUCGUCUUCUCAAAAACAAAGAGGCAGUAAAGGCUGCUCUGGACAAACAGAAGCACAAACUGGUCUUAUUGUCAGCAGCAGAGUGGACAAAACUAGAGAAGUUGACCGCCAUCCUUGAACCAUGCAGACAUGUGACUGAUCUUCUUGGUGGAGAGACUUAUGUCUCAUGUUCUGUGGUCUUGACUGUCCUACGAUUCCUGGACUACACUAUGAAGGUCUCUGAUGAAGAUUCUACCUACAUAGUGAAAUUCAAGACUGCCUUCAUGAAGGACUUGUCAGAGCGGAAAGCUGCACUUAAUGAUGACUGGCUCAAAAUGGCUACAGUACUUGACCCUCGCUUUAAGGACUUAAAAUGUCUUCCAAGAGAAGAGCGAGAAGGCGUGUGGAAGAAGCUUGAAGAACUCCUUCAAGAUGGAUCUACAACAGCUACUUCUGAGCCCACAGAUGAGCCACCAAAAAAGAAAGGCCUCUUGUGCUUUUCUUCUGACUCUGACUUUAACUCUGUUGAUGUGGGUUCUAACCAUGCCUUGAGCAUCUAUAAAGCAGAAAAGACAAUCAGUGAGACAGACUGCCCUCUCCAAUAGUAGUCAGCACAUGCAGGGGCACAUCCACAGCUCUCCACUCUGGCUAGAAAGUACCUAGCAAGCCCUGCCACUUCUGUCCCAUGUGAGAGGGUGUUCUCACUUGCUGGGAACAUCAUCCUUGCUGGGAACAUCAUCCAGAAGAAAAGAGCAGCCUUAAGCUCUGAAAAUGUAAACAGGCUCGUCUGUCUCAGUAACUGGCUCAAAUAGAAAAGGUAGCCUCAGCGUUCUAUGUUUUGGUUGUCCAACAUAUUGUGGGCUGAAUGUUCUGUUAAAUUUUAAGCUCUUAAAUGCAAUAUGUUGUUUUGGCAUAAUUCUGUUUUCACUUUAGAAAUGACACUUUAAUUUAUGUUUACAACAUUUGUUAAACUCUCACAAGAGUUCCAGCAUCGUGUAGUUUUUUUUUUUUUAUUUUAAUUUUUACAGUUCUGUAGAAGACAUGGUGCUCUCAUUAUUGUCUAGAGUGCUGUUUAUAUUUAUUUUUUAUUUUUCAAAUAUGUUGAACAGUGUCACGUUCCUGAAAUACUUGAAAUAUGAAUAACUAUUAGCACUUUGCCCAAUCUGUUGGUUUAAUAACAAUCAAAAAAACAUUUCAAAAGCAAUAAACAUUUGUUGUUAAACGUAUGUCUAUUCAUUCAAUAUUAGUAGCAAAAGGAUUUUUAAAAAAUGAAAUUGUUUAAUUUGUUGAAAUAUGUUUGCGAUUAAUUGUGAUUAAUUAAUUACA